AAAUGGUGCGAUCUGCCAAGUAGGUCUUCAGUCUCAUUUUAAAUUCAUAAUUCGAUCAGUAGUCAACAUCAUAAACUGGAAAAAACCAGUUUAUUCCAUACCAUUAUCGGCUAAGCUGAAAAAUUUUUUAGGAGCAUUCUCAACCAACUCGUCCAUACACGUAGUAUAGCUGUAAGGUAACUGAGCUUGCUGAGUUUACUUUAAGAGAAACAUUUUUCUUUUCCAUUUGUAUGCCACAUUUUCUAGCAGUUGUUGGGUAUAUCCUCAUCUAAAUUACACCCCAAGUGCGUCCCAUAAAACCAUUCAAAUAGCCUGUAGGGCCCAAUUAAAUAUAUUACUGAUUUCACGUGUCUUGCUAACCAUAAUUUAUUUUAGACAUCCUUUCAUCAAGUUGCGAGAUGAACCUAUCACAAGAGGAGAUGUAUUCCAAAGAAAAACGUGGUAGUUCGAUCAGGAAAGUAAUUCUUGUCGUAGUGAUGGUUCUCUUCGGUAUGACCUACAGCAUUUGCAAUUCAAUACGGUACGGCUUUCUUGCUGACGCCUUUGAACGACGUCAUCUCCCAGGAAAAGUGUUUGGUCUACUUGAAAGCAGCAUAUUCUUAGGUUUCGUGCUCAUGUACCUUUCUAAAGGUACAGAAUUUAUUAUGAAAAGAAAACGACAUAGGUUUAUUUUUGCAGCAAUAUUAAUUGCAUUCACGGCAAUUUCCUUAUCAACUGGAUUUGUUUAUCUUAUAGACAACAACUUACUCAUGCUGGUCCUCUCGUUCAUUUUGAGAAUCCUACAGGGAGCAGCUACCUUCGCUUCUAAUCUUCUUCCAGUAGACUUCAUUCAUGUUCAUUUUCCUGACCAAUUCGAUUUUAUGAACAGUGUCGCACUGAUGGGAUGCUUUUGUGGACACGGAAUCUCUGAGAGUAUUGGCUGCUUAUUAUAUGACAGAUUUGGAUACGUUGUUCCUUUCAUAUUCUCAGCUUCCCUGACCUUUUUGGCCGCUAUUCUUCUCCUCCUCACAUUCCCUGACACAGAAACCUACCUCUCCUCACAAGAUACUGAUAAGUCUGGUAACGCAGUCCUCGAACUCUUCUGAAAAAGCUAACCCUCCAUUAACAAAGGCUCUGAUCUUUCCUUUGAUGGUGACCAUGUUGAUCAAUGCCAACCAUGGAGUGUUACAGGUUUCCGUUACACCCUUUCUUCACGAGAACUUUGGUGUGUCUAUAUCGUAUGCAGGGCGGUGUCUAAUGUUUCUUGCAGUAGGAAUGGCAUCAGGUGGUUUACUUACGGGAGUGCUUCUUCAAUCUAAGAAACUCAGCCAUUACACGGUAAUGGCUAUCGGAACAGGUUGUCUCUUUGUGGGAUUGAACCUAACGUUUCCACCGACCUUCAUACCAUCGCUCUACAAAGUAGCUCCAACAACUGCAUUUCCUGGUGUUUUCCUAGCUGGAUUAGGAGAUCCUUUAGUCACUAUAACUACCCUCACAGCACUCUAUGACUUGCAGGAAUUGAGAAUGGGGCCGCUAACACCAGAGGUAGUGACAAAAAUAACUAGUAUCUGGCUGAUGGGUUAUUGUGCUUUCUAUUUCGGCGGACCUUUCAUUGCUGGAUUUCUCACAGACUAUCUGUCAUUCUCGGAUUCCUCCCUGAUUCUGUCGAGUUUGUGUGUGCUGUCUUUAAUGAUAUGUAUCGUCAUGAGGACAAUGACUGCCCGAAUGAGAAUAAGAAAAAACAGCGAGAAGAGACCUUUGUUGCAGGACAAUUUAACGGACUAAUAUUGAAACUAUCUAUUUUAUCAGACAGUUAGGUAAUGAUACUGUCAGCUCGUGUAAAAUAUUAUACAAUUUUAUGGAUAGUCAGCUCGUGUAAAACAUUAUACAAUUUUAUGGCGCGGCUCACCGUUUCAAAAUUGAUUUGGGAAAAACCAAUAUUUAAUCAAUUUCGAUGUUUGUGUAGAAUUAGAAUUUCAUGGGUCAGAAGUCAGACCCGCCACUGUUUUAUAAUUGAAUUGUCAAUAAGUGCAAACAUAUUCGAAGAAUUAAUAUUUUCAACUUCAAGACUUUUCCUCCGAAAAGUUUUGUCAUUUACAAAAAUACUAACGGUACUGUCGAAAUGGACCUCCUAUUAAUGCGCUCCAAACUCAAUUAUUCUAGUGUAAGAUUCAAAGUUAAAAAAUGUUUCAUCGCUAAGGAUUCAAUCAGAAUGGCUCUUUACAAUUUGAUUCAUGUUUAUUGUCUCCACUUCCAGUUGAUUUAAAUGAUAUUCAUAUCGAUAUUGAUAUAUGUAAAAUCCGGAUCGGAAUAUUGUUUAUGAGUCGCAUGGUUGCAAUCUAUUCUUGUAUAAAUUUGUAUUGAUCCCGUUUGAUGCGAC
Molecule: messenger RNA, 2359 nt
Organism: Bolinopsis microptera
Lineage: Eukaryota; Metazoa; Ctenophora; Tentaculata; Lobata; Bolinopsidae
Exons: 5
Coding region: 1129-1764 (211 amino acids)
Source: RefSeq, a predicted model, not a curated record